Molecule: messenger RNA, 1690 nt
Organism: Labrus mixtus (cuckoo wrasse)
Lineage: Eukaryota; Metazoa; Chordata; Actinopteri; Labriformes; Labridae
Product: protein FAM161A-like
Exons: 4
Coding region: 137-1474 (445 amino acids)
Biological process (GO): cilium organization
Cellular component (GO): cilium
Source: RefSeq, a predicted model, not a curated record
UGUCAGUGCAGUGUCUGCUAAUCUUUGCUGCUGUCCUGUUAUCAUUCACUAGGUCAGUGUGCAGACUGGGAGACUGCAUCAGGCUGCUCGAGGAGAGACUUUUGUUUGGAAAAAAAUAACUAGGAAGAUUUCAGCCAUGUACCGAUCACCCUCUCUGGAAAACAAAGAAUUAAUAGCUUUGUAUGGAGGGGAUAGAGAGGAUUUCUUUGUCGGGGACGAAAACUGUGGCAUUGAGAACUAUGACCUGAGAUCAGAGUGCAAUGAGGAGGCAAAAGGGUGCAGGAGGGUUCGCAGGUCUCUGUCCCUGGAAAUCUACGGCCUUCAGAGGGAGCAGCAUGUGUUCUUCUCCAACCAGGAGUACUACAGACGACUAGAGGAGCUGAAAAGUGCUCACCUGAGGAACAUGGCCGAGCUGGAGAGGAUGUACAUCAGCCAGGGCCGGGGGGAGAACGACGGGGGGGUCGUAAGAGGAGAGAACAGUGAGGCCAGACUGCCAGUAAGUAGCGGCUCAGUGAGGAAACUCCAGAGGAUCAACUCCCAGGAGGAGCUGGACUUCCACGAGACAUCGAGCGGUUCUGACCAAUCAGAAUUCUGUGGGGCGGACAGCAUGGGGGAACUAGAGCUGGACAAUCCAAGAAGAUCUCAUGACUGGGACCAACCCUUUGGAAGAGAGAUCCUUCUGAGCCCUGAAGAAUUGACAACACAGAAGCAGUUUCGGUUCCAGCCAAAGGCCUCCUUUUCCAAUUUGCGGGAAAAAAAGUCCCGUCAAAGUGGGGUCAGGGUCCGCUCAAACUCCAAGGUCACCGUGCCCAAACCCUUUCAGAUGAUGCUGAGAGAGGAGGAGAGGAAGAGGCACCGGGUGCGGACCCGUUCUGAGGUCGAGCUAGAGAACACACUGCUAAGACAGGAGUUGGAAGAGCUCAGAGAAUGCCAGAAACAGUUCAGGGCAUCACCUGCACCAGCACACAUACAUGUUCCUCUCUUCAAAGUUGUCAGCCGCCGCUCCAGUCAGCGCUCUUGCCGAAGCAGAAGUGACAACAAUAACAACAACACAGACAAAAGCAACCAGGGAUCGAAUUCUUCUUCGCCACAGCCUUUCCAUUUCCUAGAAAGGGAGAGAAGAAAGAGGGAGGUGAAGAUUGCAGCAGAGCUGGGGAAGCAGGGACCCAAAGAGGAACGGCAGGCGUUCAGGGCUCGGCCCAUGCCCAGCUCAGUGUACGGCACCAGACACAAAGCGGACAGCAAAACAGCAAGCCGCCAGACCCAGUCUCCAGCCUGGACACAGGAGAAGGAUGUCACUGAAAGUGAUCCAAACUCUGACAUGGAGCAAGACGUGCUCCACUCUAUGUCAGAUACCGAUCCUGAUUCUUGCAGGGCCGAGAGAUGUCCAUACUCCAAGCCGGUGAAAAAGCAGUUAGAGGUCUCCAUUGAAAUGGUUAAAGAAAGGGAGUGGUCGUACAUCGAUCCGCUAUAAGCCACUACCAGCAACACUGUCUCGCCUCUGCAGACAAGUGGUGCUGAGUCCCUGCUGACUAACAACAGUGUCUACAUUGUACAUUAUAUAAAAAAGGUUCUAUAUAAAAAAAUGAAGGAAUAAUGUCAAAACGAAGGGAACAAUUACCCUUGUUUUAGGUUAGUCUGCUAAUGAAUAAUGACUUAUUGUACAGUCAUUCUUUAUCAAACAUGUGGU